AUGGGCAAACACAGCAAUGUAAGACCGAAAGUGAACGUCUCUCCAUAUGUCCAUUUUAUGAUGGACUUCAGAAAUCAAAUGAGGGAGCAACAGCCAAUCAUCUACUAUGACUUUACCGAAUUUUCUAGAAAGUGUUCUGAAAAGUGGCGGACCAUCUCGGAGCAGGAAAAAAAGAAGUAUGAAGCCCUGGCCAAGCGAGAUAAAGAUCGGUACCAACGUGAAAUGAGAAACUACACCGGCCCGAGAAGGGAGAGAAGAAGGAGGGAUGUGAAUGCACCGCGGAAGCCCCCAUCCUCGUUCCUGCUCUUCUCCAUGGACCAUUUUGACGAGAUAAAAGAACAACACCCGAACUGGACUGUGGGGCAGGUGGCCAAGGCUGCCAAAAGAAUGUGGUCCAGGUGUUCAGAAGCGGACAAAAGUCACUAUGUGGAGAAGGCUGCGGUUCUGAGGGCCAAGUACCUUGAAGAACGGGAGGCCUACUACCGCCAAUGCCAGCGCGGGAACUAAAACUUCAAGGGAUGGGGCAAACCCAAUCUGAAACAAUAAACCUCAUUCA
Messenger RNA from Rattus rattus (black rat), 556 nucleotides. Its product is annotated as high mobility group protein B4-like. Gene Ontology annotation, biological process: regulation of transcription by RNA polymerase II. The transcript has a single exon. The record is from RefSeq and is a predicted model, not a curated record. The coding region runs from base 1 to 507 and encodes 168 amino acids. Gene Ontology annotation, molecular function: DNA binding, bending. Lineage: Eukaryota; Metazoa; Chordata; Mammalia; Rodentia; Muridae.